CCAAGAGGAUUCAGAUAUAACUGCACUCAAAAUGGCCGUUCAAGGAGCUGAUACCCAAAUCGAUGUUCAUGAUGCUUUGAGUUUUCUUAGUGAAUCUCAAGAUGAGAAAAAGUUAUUGAGUUCGUUAGAUUCAUUAACUGAUCAUUCACACAACUUGAAAGAUGGUGUGUUGAUAUCAGAGCCAGAAAAUUUCAAUAACUUGGUGGAUCUUGCAACUUCAAAAUCUAAAUACACUAAUAAUGUUCAUGAAAUGGCAUCUAGAGUUAUUGCUCAAGCCUUGAGACAUAAUCCAAAGGCUUUAUCAAAUAUCGAUGCUGGUGAAGUCUUACCAAAAUUUUUGAAUGCCUUGAAGACUGAAGAUAAUUCUGUCUUACAAAAAAGAUUUCUAGGUGUUAUUUCAAGUGUUGUGCAGACUGAUUCUAAUUCAUUAAUUUUCAAACAACUUGGUGGUCAAGAUUUACUUUUAGACUCAUUUAGUAAAUUACAAGAAGAUUCAAAAGUUAGAGCACUUGAGAUAUUAGAUGAUGUCAAAAGACAUGCGUUGGUGAAAAGAGAUGAAGAUAAUGACAAUGCCAAAAUUUUCCAGACAAUACAGCGUUCAUUAGCCAAUAAAGAAGUUCAAGAUGAUCAUGCAUUAGAGCAGAUAUUUGACAGGGCUGUUGCUUUGAAGAAAGAAAAUAAACAACUGAAAUCAGACCCAAGCUUUAUGGAGUGGUUGAGUGAGGAAGUUCAAACUAGAAAGUUGGCUAAGAGAGAUGACGAAACCAACGAUGACUUACACCAGAAAUUACUAGAAGCUAGACAUGUUGUUUUUGGUAAUCCUAACGCAUUGAGAAAAGCUAUGGCUGAUGAGCUUUAAUGGGUAUGUUUAAUAGAGAACGUUUAUAUGUAAUAUUUAAUCUACAAUUGUUUUUGGUUUGAGACUCUGU
Molecule: messenger RNA, 929 nt
Organism: Hansenula anomala
Lineage: Eukaryota; Fungi; Ascomycota; Saccharomycetes; Phaffomycetales; Wickerhamomycetaceae
Gene: SIL1
Product: Sil1p
Exons: 1
Coding region: 32-859 (275 amino acids)
Cellular component (GO): endoplasmic reticulum
Molecular function (GO): adenyl-nucleotide exchange factor activity
Source: RefSeq, a predicted model, not a curated record